This is a messenger RNA of Triticum turgidum subsp. durum (durum wheat), 264 nucleotides long. The record is from the annotation of a GenBank genome assembly. Lineage: Eukaryota; Viridiplantae; Streptophyta; Magnoliopsida; Poales; Poaceae.
AUGGAUCAGACGUGCAGGAGGUGCAGCUCCGCAUGGAUCACGAUGUGGUCGUCGUGGGGGCCUGGAUCAUCAAGUCCGCAGGUGGCGUCGGGGGCAGUGCAAUGCCAGCUGCUGGACAUAGUUCACCCUGGGUUGGUGCUGAUGCACAAGGUGAAUUUCGAUGCCAAGACGGACUAUGACAUGAUCCAGAACUACAGGAUUCUCCUGGAUGUGUUCAACAAGUUGCAGAUAUUCAAGGUACGGGUGGUGAUUCUCCUGGAUUAG